Messenger RNA from Candidozyma pseudohaemuli, 1443 nucleotides. RefSeq names its product ubiquitin-protein ligase. The record is from RefSeq and is a predicted model, not a curated record. The transcript has a single exon. The coding region runs from base 1 to 1443 and encodes 480 amino acids. NCBI's taxonomy places the organism in Eukaryota, Fungi, Ascomycota, Pichiomycetes, Serinales, Metschnikowiaceae.
AUGAGUCAGCAACCGUCUGAGGACGAUAGGCCACUGAACCCCUCUAAUCCUACGGAUCCAGCAUCAAAUGAUGACCAGAAUCGAGAUAGAGGGUCUGAAAGUCAGCCAGAACCAAACUACAACUUGUUCGACUACUUGCUUGAUACAGCACUAGGACGGUCUCAGGAUCAACCUGGCCACAGUGCAACCCCUACCAACUCGACCAACGCAAGUACAACACCAACAGUAACGCUAGACCAUGGUCCAGCUGCUGACGCCACGGGAGCUGCAUCAGGCACUGAGGCUCAAACCGGUCCACAGCUGUCUGAACCACAAUCUGGCCUGAGUGGACCUGCGUUGGGUUACCAUCCGUUGGGCAUAGUCGGAACAGAUCUUUCUGGCUCCAUAAUUAUCACCGUGAAUUACAUGUUUCUAGAUGGGACGGAAGGAGACGGUCCUGGUAGAACUGGCUCUUUGGUGGUGACCUUGCCUAAUACAGCUGCUAACAGGGAACCUAGAGCCAUCCAGCUGUUCAUCUCCUUAGCUACUCGUAUGGCAUACCUGGUUUUAGUAUCAAGCACACAAAGAAAGAAGGGAAUUCACCCUGAUACCUUUCAAAAGUUUCCAGUUAAGUCUCUUCCAGGGCUUACGGAACAAACUUGCGCUAUCUGCUUUGAACAGUAUGAGCAGCUCCCACCACCUAUAGACGACUGUGUCACAAAGAAGCGUAAGAUGAACCUGAGGGAGCCCACACCCACUGCAUCCACCUCCAGCGAACGUGAGGAAAAGGCAACUCUAGAAACUUGCGACAUUGAAUGGAAACAUGUACCAGUUGAACUUCCGUGUGGUCACGUCUUUGGCCAGUCAUGCUUGGCUCAUUGGCUAAAUGAGAACCGCAACUGUCCCUUGUGUCGUAACAACAUCCCUGACGAAGUUGGGGAUAGAAAUGACUUACCGCCUGUUACUUACUUGCGCUUUGGGGGACCUGGUGCUGGCGGUAUGCAUCUUUACGAUGACAGACAACCUUCUACUGGUGAGGAUUCGGCGCCACAGCCCGAAUCUCGUCAGGAUCAAUCCGAGGAGCAAGCACCAAACCCGCCACAAGACACGCAGAACCCAGGUCUACUUCGAAGGGCAACCUCUGUCAUUUUCCAUCCUCAUAGACAUGUCAGAUCGACAGACAGAGCGGGGCUGCCUUCAUUGGGACGUCGCCGUAACUCUCCAGUUUCGCCAAUGAUUACCCAAAUUCUCAACUUGUUCAGCAGAAAUAGAAGAAGGGAACAAGAAAGAAGAGAUUCCGGUGAGGCCGAGAGAGGCGCGUCAUCCAUAUUUGCAUCGGGAGUUUCAAGCAGGCGGACUGCUGAUGGUGUAGAAACUACCACCACAGAGCAUGGCCUGGAGGAUUCUACUGAGUCUAACCAGGGCCUGUCUCGUGAUACCCCACAGGAGGAGGAGGAGCAUUAG